AUGGCGUGGAAUGUCAACGAUCUGUUUAGCGGGCGGCCCUCUGCUCGUCCUACUUCCGCGAAAGCAUCGGCAGGAAAACGGAGAAGCAGCAGCAGCAGCAACAAGGACGGAGGACUUCACAGUAGCAGCAGCAAUAGCAGCGCCAGCGGUCCUCCAACAAGAGCAAGGAGCGGCCAAGCCGCCCAAAGCGGGGUCAUCAACUCGGCCCUGUGGGCCAUCGCUCGCACGCAGGCCCUGGUGGACGCCGUCGAGCACGUGGAGGCCAAGCACGGCGACGCCCCGGUGCUCUCAGCCAUGUUGCACACCCUCCGCCGGGCGGACCUCAACGAUGCCUCGAGCAUACGGCAAGCGGCCGAAGCCUCGAGCACGUUUCUCCAAGCGAAUCCCUGCCAGUGCUACACCCCAAUGCACCCCAUCGACGUGAUUCGGGGCAUCGUGGGCACUUGCGCGGACUCCGAGGAGGUUUUCAAGGCAGCCCUGACGACAACCUACAGGAUUACCAAUGAAUGCACCCUCUGUUCGUGGAAGGAGGCGAAAGGUACAGCCACCGAGGACAAGCUUGAGUGCACAACCUCCGACAGCGUGCAGAUGGCGAUCGAGCUCCGCUCUGCUCACAACAUCAAGACGGGCAUUUGCCCGAAGUGCCAGAAGAAGAGCGUCGCGAGGAGAUACAGAAUAGAUAGAACAGCGCCGUGCUUUGUGGCGACGUGGACUGGUCUCGCCAAGGCGAAGCCCGCGCGAGAGUCUCUGUUUAUCCUCACCACUUUUGGCGAGAGUUUGCGGUUCUCUCUCGCCGUCAUGAUCGCUUUUUGCGACCGAAAAGCGGUCUGCCUCUUCAGCGAGGGAAGCAACUACUACAAGGUGGAGGGGAGCAGCGUGAAGGUGAUCACGAAAAGCGAGUGGCAAAACACCCAGCCGUGCCUGGCGCUGUUCAGCCGCCAGGUUGCUGGCGGGCGAGGAGGAGGCCUCUCUUCGUUCGCGCAUGGCGGGGGUGCAAAGGCCGGAAAGAAGCGCCAGCGGGAAGAGAACGGCAGCGGGAAGUAUUCUGCGAGCAACAGCGGCGGCGGCAGCAGGGCGCGGAGUGCGACGGCGGCGGUGGCGCCCGCGGCUGAGGUUAUCGAAUUGGACGAUGAUGACACCGAUGGGGGUGAUGCCAACGUCCCGGCGGGCGGCAGCGGACGCGGGAAAGACGCCAGUAGUAGUAGUAGGAAGAACGGUAGCGGUAGUAGCGUUAGCAACGGUGGGCACGAGCCCUACAGCCCUUGGGUGGCAAGCGAAGAUGGCGCGACUGCUAACGGGUUGGAAGGGGAAGGAGAGGGCGAGAGGGAGCGCGAUGGCGCAGGUGGAGCGCGGGAGGUAGCACGAACAACAGCGCCCAACGCGAAAAGCAACGACAACAAAGUGGGGCGAUCCGGAUUGUCGAGCGCGGGGGUACCGGACGCGGAACGAUCAACAAUCUCUGGCGCAUUCAAGAGAAUGUUCAGAGGCCGAUCGGACGAAGGAGGCUGGCUUCGACGAGCGAACAUGAGAGGCUCGUCGAUGGUGCGGGAGGGCGAGAGUCCGGGCGGGGGGGGGGGGGG
Molecule: messenger RNA, 1580 nt
Organism: Ectocarpus sp. CCAP 1310/34
Lineage: Eukaryota; Phaeophyceae; Ectocarpales; Ectocarpaceae
Source: the annotation of a GenBank genome assembly